Messenger RNA from Metschnikowia bicuspidata var. bicuspidata NRRL YB-4993, 648 nucleotides. RefSeq lists its product as uncharacterized. The record is from RefSeq and is a predicted model, not a curated record. The transcript has a single exon. Gene Ontology annotation, biological process: site-specific DNA replication termination at RTS1 barrier; mitotic DNA replication termination. The annotation marks the transcript as partial. NCBI's taxonomy places the organism in Eukaryota, Fungi, Ascomycota, Pichiomycetes, Serinales, Metschnikowiaceae. Gene Ontology annotation, cellular component: nucleus.
AUGGGGAACGACGGGGGCACGAUCGCCAGGGGACAGGACCUACGCGCCGUAUAUGCCAAAAACGAUGCAUUGACCCACGAGCCCAUCGAAAACUUACAGAACUCGCUCUUGUCGGUCUGUUCGCUUACAUCUCUACCUUUGUACGAGCAUGGCCAAGGCCGUGCCAUUGUCUCAGACUACCAGGGGAAGUUGUACCUGAAAGAGCAACUCCUCGAGUUUCUACUAAGCAAAAGAAGUGGAACGUUGGGCGUUUCCGCAACCCCCAGACUCGACCACAUCAACGGGCUAGGCGACUUCAUAGAUGUGCACGUAACUUGGUCUCCGCUGGGUACGGUCACCUGUCCAGUCACGAAGACGUCAAAAACCCCGAAAUCAACAUUUGUGUACCUCCGGCCUUGCGGCUGCGUGUUCUCCAGUAGACUUCUAAGCGACUUGAGGACUUAUCGUAAAGUGCCUGAAAAUGAACCCAAUGCCGCAAUUGUCGAGAAGUGUCCGAACUGCAGCGAGUCAUUUGCGUUCAAUUACGACGUGGUCAUUUUAAAUCCACAGGCGGACGCCGCUUACGAAGAAUUCAACUCGAGAAAUUUCAAGUAUCUUACUGAAAAGCUUCACGUGGGGCAUGCAAAGAAACCGCAAAAGAAGCGAAAA